This is a messenger RNA of Tripterygium wilfordii, 793 nucleotides long. RefSeq lists its product as uncharacterized. The record is from RefSeq and is a predicted model, not a curated record. NCBI's taxonomy places the organism in Eukaryota, Viridiplantae, Streptophyta, Magnoliopsida, Celastrales, Celastraceae. The coding region runs from base 75 to 554 and encodes 159 amino acids. The transcript has 6 exons.
UAACUGUCGAACAGAGAAAGUCGUCGGAGGAUAGACAGACGCAGAGACAGAGAGCGAGAGAAAGGGAGGAGGAGAUGCUGGACAAUUCAACGACAUCUGCUGCUGCAGCUGAACCAGUUAUCAAGCGCUAUUCGCAUCCCAAUCAAAGAACUCGGUCUCUUAACAGGCGCAAAUCAUCAGAGAAGAAUCAGUUUGCCACUUCGAGAAAUAUUCAUGCUGCAGAACAUGGUGAGACGGGGAGCAGCGGUCUCUUGAAUGAGAACACUCAUCCAGCGCUAAUAGCUUUAGAAGGGUGUUCCCGCAGUGCAGCUUCCCAGUUUUUGAAUGAACGUUGGGCAGCUGCAAUGAAUUGCUAUAAUGAUACAACAAUAGAUUUAUCUGAGAGGCCGGUUAUGUAUUCUGGCAGUAGUGCAUCAGCAUGGGGGCACUUCAGACUUCCUCACCAGCUUAUGCAUCAAGCAAGCAGUGCCGGAGCUUCUUCAGGUUUGCAGAUGGACUUCUUGACUGAACUUAGCCGUGCCAUGGCCAAAGCUAAUACUGGUUCUGAGUUCUGAUCACUAAUAUUUCCAUAAACUCUACAAAAUCAAGUUACCUUUGCCUCAUAAUUAAAGUACUUUUUUGAACUCUCGUGCUUUGUUUUAAGGCCAGAUGUCUAUUAUUUUGUAUAGCCAUGGUCCAAAGGCAACAAUGUAAUUUAACUUAACUGGGCUUCUGCUGCUUAGAUAGAUUCUAUGUAGUUAUUUCCUUUUUUGUAUUUUUGAUAAUUGAUGUGUUACUUGAUUGUAUUUAACUU